GUGAAAGACGAAGUGAAAAAACGCUCCUAUAUGAAUUUCAUGGUGAAAUGAUGGCUUUAAAGAGCAUAGACUUAUCAAAGGCCCCAUCGUAUGUCCUGGAAGAAAUGCAAAAAGAAGUCAAAAUUUAUAAAGACCUAGCCGAUAUUCAAGGCAAGUAUAUCCCAAAACUGGUCUGUUAUGGAUAUUAUGGAGAAGGUAUGAGUUUCGUUAUAGGCAUGACCAUUGUCGGCACUCCGUUGAGCGAGCAAAAAAUAAAGAAACAGCAAAAGACAAGGGCUAUUAAGGGACUAGAAGCGAUCCACAAGUAUGGCAUCCUUUAUAAUGACAUUCAGGAGGAAAACAUCUUAAUUAAUGAUAAUGGCGUCAUCUUCCUAAUUGACUUCGGGAUGGCAAUAUCUAAUAAGAUCACCUCUUCUGUAACUCAGAAUAAAAAAUCUCAAUCACAUAAGAAGAAGGAAGCAGAGAAUAUUGUACAAGAUGUAUUUGAUUUCAUGACUACUUCGGCACCUGAGAAAAAUCAUAUGACUGAAAUUUCCAUGACGGGAAACUCACUUCCCGUCACUAAAAAUACCGAUAAGAAAAAUCCCGUAGUUAUACUAUCUGAUGGUCCUUUUAUAGAUUCCAAAGAGGAUAUUUUGAAUGAUCAGGAUAAUAUAUUUAAGGAGCAACCCGAGAAAGCUGAGUUUAUAAAUUCUAUCAAAAAAGAUUACACAGAAUUUGAGGGUUAUAUAGUAAAAUUAAAACAUCUUAGUUCGCAAAACCCAGACAAUCUUGAGAGUAUUGAGGCUUUAAUUCGUGAUAUCAAGGCUCAGAAUUCCUGGCCGGAUGUAGACACUUCUGUAUGGGAUAUUUUAGCCAGAAGAAUUCGUGAAUUGCUUUUAUGCCCAGAAUGCCACGAACCUAUUUUCACAAAUCCGCAACAAAAGAAUAUUACUAUUCUUACAGAUAGACGAAUGAUUCACAGUGUUUGUCUUGAAUGUCCUGCUACCAAAGCCGAAGAAAAAAAUGAUGUUUCUCAGAUCAAGGCUUCACAGAAUACUAAACCCUCGAAUCAUGACAUUUUGCGUCCCCAAUCAUCGCAUGAUAACUUAGCAUUACCGAAUGUGAAAACCAAGCUUGAAGCACCUAUUAUAGAACAAGAAGUCUUAGAGCAAACUCAAGACAUUACUAAUUUGCAGGAU
This is a messenger RNA of Funneliformis geosporum, 1181 nucleotides long. NCBI's taxonomy places the organism in Eukaryota, Fungi, Glomeromycota, Glomeromycetes, Glomerales, Glomeraceae. The record is from the annotation of a GenBank genome assembly.